Messenger RNA from Dunckerocampus dactyliophorus (ringed pipefish), 4696 nucleotides. RefSeq names its product BCAR1 scaffold protein, Cas family member (gene bcar1). The coding region runs from base 182 to 2629 and encodes 815 amino acids. Lineage: Eukaryota; Metazoa; Chordata; Actinopteri; Syngnathiformes; Syngnathidae. Gene Ontology annotation, cellular component: focal adhesion; plasma membrane; cytoplasm. Gene Ontology annotation, molecular function: protein binding. The transcript has 6 exons. Gene Ontology annotation, biological process: cell surface receptor protein tyrosine kinase signaling pathway; cell migration. The record is from RefSeq and is a predicted model, not a curated record.
UCUCAAUUCAAGUGUCCUUGCUGUUGACUCCGUCAGCUUCACGCAGCGACUGGUGGGGCAUGUCAAGGCUGCUCUUGUGCGCACUUAAGUCAAGCAGAGAAAGAGAAGUCAGGAAGACGUUAGACGAAGUUAAGAAGAAAAAGACUCAACGCUGUAAAAGUGCCGCGUUACAUGAAGCCAGAUGACUCUGCCGUUGGUUGAGAAGCAGGCUAAAGUGAAUGUGUUGGCCAAGGCUUUGUAUGACAAUGUUGCUGAGUCUCCAGAUGAACUGUCCUUUCGUAAGGGGGACAUCCUGACCGUGUUGGAACGCAACACACAAGGACUCGAUGGCUGGUGGCUCUGUUCACUUCACGGUCGCCAAGGCAUUGUUCCCGGCAACCGUCUUAAGAUCCUUGUUGGCAUGCACGAUGGAAAAGAACCCGGCAUAAUCGAUCCAGCAUCAUCCUGUCCCACCUCCCAACUGCAGCGAUUGCUUCACCCCAAACCUGCACUUGCUCAGUACACACCAAUGCCCUCAAUUUACUCCACCCCCAGUCCUGCAAAGCCCAAACCUGAUCCUGUCUACAUGAUUCCCCCUAAGCACGGCCCCAAACCAAGCGCCCACAUUUUGUACCAGGCUUCCUCUGAUCCAAGUGGACCUCCUCUAAAGGUCAAGCUAGAAUCCUCCAUUAAGACAGUUGGUCCAGGGACUGGCAAUGAUUUGUACCAGGUGCCCCCCACUCUGGAGAAGAGGACCUGGGAGGACAGAAAGCCACUUGAUAAGGUGGUUGUUUCCACUCAAGCCUGUGACACAGUAAACCCAUACAAGGAUAAGUAUGAUCUUCCACCCAGGCACCAAAUGCCAUCCCGGCAGGAUAUAUAUGACGUCCCUCCGAUCCGUGACCAGUACAACACACAGGUUUAUGAUUUCCCACCCACAGUCAGUAAAGAUGUUCCUGACACUCAUCUCAUGAAGGAGGAAACCUAUGACGUGCCAUCCCACUUGAGCAGAACACAAACCCAAGCCUUCACUCCAGAAUAUGGCCAGAAUAUGGCCAGUCGUCCCAAUAAUGACAUCCAAGACAAUCCAGUCCCCGAGGAUGUAUACGACGUCCCACCCCCACUGCUGAGCAACAGACAUUUACAUGGAGACGGUAGUAAAGUCAGCCGGUCGGCCGAGGAGAUCUACGACAUUCCAGCUAGCCUGCGCACUGGAGGACACUCCACCCAGGGUGUUUAUGACAUCCCAAGAGAGCAAGAGGAGAAGGGCAUACAGAGGGAUGACGCGUAUAUCUACGAUGUCCCGCCACAGGUCAUCCGUGAUGGCCAGGUCACCAGUGAGGAGCUCCACAUGGCAUUCAAGCGACUUUCUGCCUCAAGCACCGGGAGCACACUGAGCAACCAGUCUGCUUCAUCCUUAGACAUGCAUGGUGACACUGAGCCAUCACCCCUUUGCUUCUUUGCUGCGAAACCCCUUCUGUUGGACCUGGAGAAGGCCAUGGAGCGCCUUUCCCGCCUUCAACAAGCUGUGGACUUGAGCGUUUCCAUGAUGAUGUCAAUAAUCACAGGCAACUGGCGAAGCCCUGACAAGCUGGAGGGGAAUAUUCCAGCCCUUCACCAGGCUGCGAAUGGAGUGUGUGCAACUCUGCGAGACUUUCUAGAAUUUUCCCACGGCGCUGUGGCAAACGCUGGCCAGGCCACAGACCGCUCCUUGCAGAACAAACUGGCCCAACAGGUGGGCAAUUUGGAGGAGGUUUUUCAGAGUGUAAUUGCGCAGACUCAGAGUUUAGAUGCCGUUUCUUGGACUGAGCUCACCAAACCACAACCAGGCGGAGAUGUCUUAGAUCAGCUCAUCAUAACGGCACGUGGGAUCCCAGAAGACACCAAACAGCUCACUUCCUUUCUCCAUGGCAAUGCUUCUUUGCUCUUCAAACAGAGCCACCAGUCACAGCUGCCUCCACUGCCAGGACAGACAAGCUGUCAUGUGACAGGAAGUGGGAGCCAUCAAAUGGGAGAGAAGAUGAACAUUCAGUCACGGCCAUUACCCGCCCCACCAAAGUUUGCAGCUGCAGAGGAAGACAGCGUUGUAGACAAUUCCUAUGAGACCACAGAAGGAUGGAUGGAGGAUUAUGACUACGUUCACCUACAGAUGAAACAGUCUGAGCGACAGGAAGUGGGUCAACCAAUCAACAAAGACUUGACUGGAUGGGUUCAUCUUCCUCAAAAUAACUCCUCUUCCAGGCUAUGCCGUGCUGACCGCCAACUCCUCCUCUUCUACCUGGAGCAGUCUGAGCAAAACUUCACCAGCGUUAACGACGCUAUCGUUGCCUUCUCUACUGCUGUCAACUCUAAUCAGCUGCCCAAGAUCUUUGUGGCGCACAGCAAGUUUGUUAUCAUUGGCACACACAAGCUGGUUUUCAUUGGCGACACGCUAUCCCGUCAGGCCAAGUCACCUCAGGUUAGAGCCCAGAUCGGUCAGACUAGCAGCACCCUUUGUAGUAAACUCAAAGAUUUUGUAAUCAGUACAAAGACAGCAUCACUCCAGUAUCCCUCUCCAGGAGCAUCCCGGGAGAUGAGUGAAAGGGUGAUGGAGCUGGCAGGAUGUACUCAGCAAUUCAAAAUGGUUCUGGGACAGCUGUUAAUGGUAUAAGUGGCCAGGAGGGACCGGUGAUUGACAGAACAGAGAUGCCUAAAGAACAUGACUGUGGUAACCAGCCAGAAUUAUAUCUUCUUUUAUUAGAAUUACAUCAGAAUUACAAACCAUGAGGAACACCUGGUCUGGACAGGGCCAUUGUUAUUUUCUAUAUAAUCCAUACCAUAAGUGAUGGUAGUGAACUGUGGAUCACAGGUGCCCUGGUAUACUAUCUAUACUAUUGUCUAUACUAUGUAUACUCUCUGGCAUUGUCAAUGCCAGAAAUUGAUCUUGCCCCUGUCUGUAUCCUCACCGUUCCCUGGGACCAUCAAUUUGUCUUAAUUGUAGAUGUACAAAAUCAACACAGCACCUGUAUCUUCAGUGGGCUGUGAUUUAAACAAAUGCUUUAAACAAAUCCUUGUAGAUGCUUCAGCAUGUGAGAAUCUCCAAAAACAACAUAAAUGUGAUAUAUGAUUGUUGUUGUUACUUGGACAUAUUUCUGAGUGAACAAUGCACUGGAAUCAGAAAGGUUUUCUCUCUCCAAGGUUUUAAUUUUUUAUGUAAUACUGCUUUUCAUGAAUGUCUAUACAGUAUGUUCUUGAAAUAUGAGAAAUGUUUUAUGUAAAGUUGGCAUAGCCAUACUUAUCUGCUCGUUUUUGUGAUGCUAUAUGAGAGUGAGCUAAUAUAUAAUCAUAUUGGAAUAUUUGUCGGCCAGUCCAGGGUGUACCCCGCCUCUCGGCAAAAGCCAGCUAGGAUAGGCUCCAGCACAACAUGUUUGUACAGUUAAUGUGAAUGUGUGUAAUUCAGACUGGACACAUUUAAACAGAUGUUCUUUUUUAUUGUAUACUUAAGGUUAUGUAGUAGCAGUCAAUAUUUGCCCACGCUUUGGCAAAAAGUGGUUCAAAUCGGUCAGAUGGCUUCUGGUCCAGGUUCUUGCGUGGUCAAUCCAAAUCAUUGGCUUUAUUUCGGUGAAGUCAUUCUUUUGUUCAUUUGGAUUGUAUGCAGUAGCGUUAUUGUUCCCAAUAUUUCAGACUCUUCAUAAUUACUUAGGCUUUUGCUCAAAUCUCCGUAGGUAUGAUGUGCAUAUUAAGGGUGUCUGUGUUUGGAUACCUCCCAGUGCUCACAUAAAUGUCAUUUUCAUCAUUUAAUCAAAAACCAGAAGCAAUUCUAGUCUUUAAAAAAAUCAACCUUUAUUGAUUCAUUAGAAAAAUGUCCCAGCAUGCCACGAAUUGUAUGAAUAACAAGUGGAUACGCAAGUUAAUCACGUACCUUCUGCCACCUAGUGGAGAAGAUUGAAUUGCUCUGCCUGUCAUUAUACGUCCCUGGCAUAAAUAGAUGAACCGACACAUUGUUUAUAGCAGUUUAUUCUCAUGAAGUAUGGAUAGUAAUUAAUAAUGAAAAAAAAGAGCACGUGCCAUUUCUACAUCUUUUAGGGUAACUUACAGGAUUUUGUGCUGCAACUUCCCCAAUAGCGCUAAAAUGGAACCAAGCCAUUCACGUGAAGUUACCACUGCCCAGAGGAGCGGUAACGCCAUGCUGGAGGCGACUACCACAACAGCACGUGUUAAUAGAGAAACUAGUUGUGGUAAUUCAAGCACAAAUCACAUAUUACUCUACCUUUAGACUGUGCAACAUUUUCAUAAUAAAUAAUACCGCACAACACCAGUGAUCAGGAUCUGCACAUUUAUUCAAUGAACAAGUGGCAAGUAGGGUACAAUUGGCACACAAACGCACCGCAGCAGAAGGUUCUGUGUUAUAUUUAGAUAACAGAUCCACACUUCACAACAGUAGGUAUUACGAUUUUGCCGAAAGUGGAAAACAAAUGUGUGAUAUACGAUGUCUGAUAUACUGUAGAUAUGCUUUGACGUUACACCAUCUGACUUUUCAUAUACAAAGCAUAAUAUCAAAGCAAAAUCAGGAUGAGAAAGUGUGUCCGAACUCUUGCCUGCUCGUGUAUACACUGUAUGUGUGUGUAUGUAUGUAUAUACCAUAAACUGUAUAUACAGUAUAUAUAUAUACAGAGUAUAUGUAUGUGUGUGUACAUAUACAUACAAAUAAAUAAUUCCACACCAGUGUGUAGCUUAA